CCCACGUCCACCAUGGCGGCGCCCGGUGGUGAGUUAAACUGUGAGGACUUUUCGAUGUUUCAGGAGGUGUUAAGGGUGAUGCGCACCAUAGAUGAUAGGAUUGUCCAUGCUCUGAACACCACUGUACCUACGGCGUCCUUCUCAGGAAAGGUGGACGCCAAGCAGACCUGUAAAGAGCUCUAUGAGUCUCUUUUGGAAGCCCACCUCAGUAGAGACAAGGCCAUAAAGAAGUGUAUAACAGAAACGUCCGCGGUCGUCACGCAGUUACGUGAGGAGAGGGCUAAGGACAGUGACAACCUGUCAAUUAUCAAACAACUCAGGAAGGAACAGACCAAGUUAAAACUCAUGCAGUCAGAGCUGAAUGUCGAAGAAGUCGUUAAUGACCGAAGUCUGAAGGUUUUCAACGAGCGUUGCCGAAUCCACUACACCCCUCCAAAGAUCAAGUGAAUGUGCGUGCGUGUGUGUGUGUGUGUUCUGUCCUGUAACCCGCUGGUCUGUGGAGCUGCCUGAGACUAGGAGCUGGAGCCAGACAAAGACACUGCACCUCAGACUCAUCAGAACCUGAAACCGAGACCGCAAACACCACCCGGCUCUCCUGUCCGUUACCCACGGCUACGGCCGCGGGUCGCCACGGCAACAAAAGACAGCUGUUCACAAUGCACCUCUGUGUCUUUUCAUACAGAUGCUGUACAAAAUGGAUUUUAUA
Chanos chanos (milkfish) is the source of this 706-nucleotide messenger RNA. It is a transcript of the gene mix23, whose product is annotated as mitochondrial matrix import factor 23. The record is from RefSeq and is a predicted model, not a curated record. NCBI's taxonomy places the organism in Eukaryota, Metazoa, Chordata, Actinopteri, Gonorynchiformes, Chanidae. Bases 13 to 447 code for a protein of 144 amino acids. The transcript is spliced from 5 exons. Gene Ontology annotation, cellular component: mitochondrial intermembrane space; mitochondrion.